Molecule: messenger RNA, 2326 nt
Organism: Saccoglossus kowalevskii
Lineage: Eukaryota; Metazoa; Hemichordata; Enteropneusta; Harrimaniidae
Biological process (GO): attachment of spindle microtubules to kinetochore; protein localization to kinetochore
Cellular component (GO): nucleus
Source: RefSeq, a predicted model, not a curated record
UCCAGUUCACCAGAAUUAAUUAUGACUGAUCACCUCAAAUCAAUACAACAAGUUAAUGUUCAACCAGUUGAAAAUCUGAUUUCAACAUCAUUCAUUGUGAGUGGCCAGGAGUCAGUAACUCCAAACGCCAGUAACAUUGUAGAUAUCUCAAAAGUAAAUGUUCCACCAGUGGAUACAAAGAUUUCAACAUCGUUCACUGUAAGUAGCCAGGAGACAGUGACUGCAAACACCAACAAGUCCCUGGGCUCGUCAAAAAGGGAUUCAGACACCUUUGUUAUUGAUCACAAUAAAGACUCUAAUACAUUUGUUGGUGAUAAGAGUGUGACGGAGAGCAACCCACAGGAUCCUAAUAACAUGGAACAUGGAGGCAACUUAGAUGACACAUUUACAGUCCAGCCUUCAGUCACGACUCAAACUGCUGAUAGCAAUGACCUGAAAGAAAAUAGCAAGAAUCAAAAAGUAUGCGAUUGGCCUAAGAAUGUGGUCAGUGAAGGAGGAAUAAUGGAUGAAGAGCCUAUGAAUUUUGAGGAUAUCACAGAUCAUGGGGAAACUUCCAAAGCAGGGUUAUCACGAAGUCUUAAUUCUACAUCGGUUACACAAGACACGACAUGUUUGAAUAAGUCUGAUAUAAGGGCAUUAUCCAUGUUUGAUGGUGAUGGCACAGAUCAAAUGCAUCUUCCUGAAGGUAAUAUAAGUGUUGCUGAGUUCUGUCAGUAUUUCCAGAUAUUCAGUUUUCGGAAAGAGGGCAGAAGAAGUACAUUAGCACCUGUUUCUGUCCAACCUGUAGAGUCCAUCUCUGAUUACUUGGAGCUUCUAUGUAUCAUCCAACCACAAUAUUUGAAGUAUGAGUGGGCAAUAGACCACCUAACUAAGCAAACUGAAAAAAUGCUAGCAAUGGCCAGUGCGAGUGAAAAAGAACUUACGGAAAAUAAUCCUCCUCUAUUUGAUGAAAUCCGUAAUGCAUCACCAGACAAGCUGAAUGAAUUUAGAUCGCGUUUGAAAUCUUUACACCAUGCUUGUAAUAAAUUUGCCAAACUGAACUGGAGUAAAUGGAAAGCUAAGCUGAACUCCAGCCUAUUGGUAGAACUGAAAGAUGAACAUUCAUGGCUGACUGAACAAAAUGAUAAAAUACAUGGAGAUAAUAUAAAACUUGUUAAAAGUCUGGAAACUUUAAGCAAAGUUGACUCGGAUUUAGAUGCAGCAAUCGCUGAACUUGAACUACAUGAAUUACCAACCGAAGACGAAUUACAAAAGUUGAAGACAAGUGAAGAAUUGAAAAAUGAGUUGAAACUGAAAAACGCACAACUAGAAGCACUGCUACAAAAACAAACAAUCUUAGACAAAACAAGAAAUGAAGCAUUUGCUGAAAAAGAGAGUCUUCAAGCAACAGAAGAGAAGUUAAGAGAACAGCAAGCGGAAAGUGUUGACAUUGACAGUGCCAAGAAAGAGGUGCAAGAUGCCUUUAACAAGGUUGAUCAAUUGCAGAGGUUAUUUGAAUGGGAGUUGAAAGAGUGGAAUCAGUAUGAGGCGUUGUAUACAUUCUUGCUAUCUUCAAUCAGUAUGGAGCUAACAUUUGGCAAAACUCUGGACAAUACUCUAGCUUAUGGCAAACCAGAAAAAGAAAUUGUGAAUAUAAAACUGGAAUCUUUACUGGCAGAAGAUGCAUCUCCAUGUGCGCACCUGGCUCAUAGAAUGGUGCUAGGAGCACUGGACCAUGUGUCAUUGCAACAGAAAUAUCCUACAACUAGAUGGUUACCAACGAUUCUGACGCAUACAUCUUACGUAGUUUGUCAAACCAGACAACUGGUGAGAGAGCUGGACCAUCUUAUGUUCCGAUAUGAGGUCGAAAUCAAAGACACAUGUGUUGCAGUGGAAUUUUCCGAUAUUGCUAACUUGGCAAAGUUUGUGGUUCAAUUUCACCUGAUUCCUGGUGGUUAUCCCAAUUCCAAAAUUCAGCACAGUUUUACAAAUGUGAUGGGGAAUAUCAGUAGUGACGUCAUCACUUCAUCACUGUCCGCUGUAAAACCAGGCUUUAAGUAUCUGUGUCGCCAGGUUGAAAGUAUUGAACAAAUGUUACGUCACUCAUCUAGCCAGUGAAACAUACUAUUUUUGACUCCUGUGUGCUCUAGGACAAUAGACAGAUCUAAUUCAUUUUGGGUUAAAAUCUGUACGUAUUAAUUACCUAAUUUGCAUAAUCAACCAGUUUUAAGCUUUCACACUGAUAUCUGAAGUACUAAUUUCAAGGAAACUUGGUACACAGAUAGUCUGUUACAUUGUGCAGACCGUAUUAGUUUUACACCCAAAUCUGUUAAUAUUAAUUUCCUGU